Molecule: messenger RNA, 7462 nt
Organism: Anolis carolinensis (green anole)
Lineage: Eukaryota; Metazoa; Chordata; Lepidosauria; Squamata; Anolidae
Gene: pea15
Product: proliferation and apoptosis adaptor protein 15
Exons: 4
Coding region: 269-661 (130 amino acids)
Biological process (GO): regulation of apoptotic process; MAPK cascade
Molecular function (GO): protein binding
Source: RefSeq, a predicted model, not a curated record
CUCUCUUUCUUUUUGGGCUCCAGGCUCUGCUUGUGCCCGAAAGCCGCGCGCAUCAGCACAAAAGCCGCCAAGGCUGCUGACAUCACUGGGCGAAGAGGAGGAGAAAGAAGAGGAAGGAAGGAAGGAAGGAAGAGGAGGAGGAAGAGGAGGAGGAGGAAGAGGAGCCCAGGCCAGGCAUCGCUCGCCACGCCCGCCAAAGAGAGAGCGCGCCUCGCCUUCUGCCUCGCCCGCUCGCCCCACAUCCGUGCCCAGGGGGGCCUCCGCGGAGAUGGCCGAGUACAGCAGCCUGCUGGAGGAGCUUGCGGAGAACAUCACCAACGAAGACCUGGACCAGCUGAAGUCGGCCUGCAAGGAGGACAUCCCGAGCGAGACCCACGACAAAAUCGCCACCAGCAAGGACUGGUUCAGCUUUCUCGAGAAGCACAAGAAACUGGACAAAGACAAUCUUUCCUACAUUGAGCACAUCUUUGAGAUUUCCCGCCGCCCGGACUUGCUCACCAUGGUGGUGGAAUACCGUACCCAAGUGCUGAAGAUCUCCGAGGAAGACGAAGUAGACACCAAGCUCACCCGAAUCCCCAGCGCCAAGAAAUACAAAGACAUCAUCCGGCAGCCGUCUGAGGAAGAGAUCAUCAAGCUGGCUCCCCCACCCAAGAAAGCUUAAAGCAGGCCGGAAGGAGGGAGGAGGAAGACGAGGAAGGACCACCCCUGCCCCUUCUGCACCCCCCAAGUUUGGGCAGACGCAGCGACACCUCCUCUCCUCCUCUGACCACAUCCUUCUCCUCCUUUUUUCAGAUGGGAGGGUGGGGUGGGGUGGUUUGUGGGGUUGGCAGCAGCAGUAGCCACUAACCCGACCUUAACCCCAGCCCCAUAAGAACCCUACCUUUCCCUCCCUCCCCUCCAGUUUCCCACCUUGAAUGGAUUCAGAAGGUCCCCCAUUGGGGAGAGUCUGAUCCCGUUGAGAAAAGGGCAGGGGUCUUGCUUGGAAGUGCUAUGCAAUUGUGGAUCUCACAAUUUUCUCUGCCCUGCUCAGCAGCCGCUCCAGCCCAUUCUUGCCCCAAAGGGAAGGGAGAGACCCCUGAAACCAAACCUUUCUGUAUUGGUAAGAGAGGAGGAUGAGUGGGCAAAGAAAGUAGGAGACAAGGAGAUGAGAACGAGUGGAGACAAUGUCUGGAGGCACUGGGGAGCAGCAGAACCCAGAUCGGGGUUGUUGUAUGUUUUCCGGGCUGUCUGGCCAUGUUCCAGAAGUAUUCACUUCUGACGUUUCGCCCACAUCUAUGGCAGGCAUCCUCAGAGGUUGUGAGGUCCCAGAUCCGUUGAUAUGGGGCAGCAUUAGGGUCUCGCUUCAUGAGGGGAUAGAUGGGAAACUCUAUGGACUGCACCUCUGAGAGGCAGUUCACCUCUUAGGUGCUGCAUUGGGGCACAAAGGGUGGGGAGGGGGGAGAAAGGGAAAAUGCACUUUGUUCUCAUUUAGGGGGAUUCUGGUACCUUCAGUCAAUCCAGCAAUGGGGAAGGAGGUAUCCUGGGAAUGCCACGGUCUGCCGAUUUGGGGAGCAGAGACGGAGAGCUGCCUGUCUCUUGCUGCGAGCCCCGUAUCGCUUUGAGACCUUGCUGCCCUUUGGCCAGAUUCCCAUCCGGCUCCUUCUGAAGCUCUUGGACUGCCCACCUUGAUGGCAUUGGGGUCUUUGCAGCCUUGCCCACUGACUCACCUUUCCCACCCUCUUUGCCGAUCCCUCAAAGUGGCACAAAGCAGUUCGGAACAAUGGGCACAAUGUUGGCACAAUGACUUGCUCUCUUCGAGACUAAUUGGCAAGCCUCUUCCAUGUGAGCUGGAAUCAGAAAAAACUGUUUGGAGACGCAAGGAGAGACAGAGCAGGUGGUUUUAAGGUUUUGUUUUGUUUUUUCCGUGUCGGGAGCGACUUGAGAAACUGCAAGUCACUUCUGGUGUGAGAGAAUUGGACGUUGCCCAGGGGACUUUGCCCGGAUGUUUUGAUGUGUUUGUCAUCCUUGUGGGAGGCUUCUCUCAUGUCCCCGCGUGGAGCUGGAGCUGAGAGAGGGAGCUCAUCCGCACUCUCACAGGGUGGGAUUCGAACCUGGCAGCCAGGGGUGACUUGAGCAGGACUGGGCUAGUUUAGGAAGAGGCGGGAAAGAAAACAAAGGGCAGAGAAAGUUAAGGCAAGGAGAAAGCAUUGGAUAAAGAAGGUGAGAGUAGUGGACUAGAGAGUAAAAGUUGGUCUAAGUAGCCGUUGGAUUUGGGGGUCUCCAACUUCCCUUUGAAGGUAUACCGAGAUCAGUGGGCACUCUGAGUGGCUGUUGAUUUUGCUGGCCCACUAGCCGCCCAUGACCACACACACCGUCAACUUUGUGCCUUUCCUCAGUGUUGGUUGUCGUUCUGUCACCUCCCUUUUAGUGCCUCCUCUGUCACUUCUAGGUCUCCCCUUCCCAACACUGCCCAGGUGUGACCCUUGAGAAGAGGACCACGGUGGGCUUUUCCGAGGGGUUGCCCACUUUGGCACAGCUCUGGACUCCUUCCUGGCUUUUCGCUGGGGAAAGCGGAGGCUCAGCUUGGCUCCGGGCAGAUAAUUCUGGGUGGGAAUGCCCGUUCUCCAUUCUCGAUCCUUCCUCGAUUUUGGCACUGCUGGGUUUACGGCGAGCUGGCCUCUGGUUGUAGAGACCAGCGGUCAAGCUGUGCACAAUAUUAGCAACGCCUCUGGUUCUGUAGCCAAUAAAAGCGUCACUUUCCGAGAGCGUAAAGAGGUCAGUUUCAAGGCCCUUGGUUGCUCUGGUGAGGCUCGAGGAUCUGAUCCAUUUCCAAGCAGAAAAGAGUCCUUUUCCCCAUUGCUGCUGCAGCUGCCAUCCCGCCAUCCCAUCCAAAUGUGGGUCCUGGGUUUCAGGGUAUUCUUUGUUGCCCCCACCCCAGCCAUCAGCACAAGGUGGCAUCGAUAGCACUGACCCAUAAUGUCCAGUCCCACCAAGUGUGGGGAGAAUAUGAGUGUUUUGUUGAUUUUUUUUAGGAUGGGGAGAAGCCAGCGGAUGUGCUUUUCCCACUCCAGAUAUCCUUCAACUAACCUACCUAUUUGCAGGCAGCGAGUAUAUAGGGGGAGGCACGACUGGGGGUGGGGGGAUUAAAGGGCAGGGAGCUUCUAGUUUGAAUCCAUUGAAUGGUGGAACUCACUUUGGUUGCAUUGGACUGCAAAAAAAAAAAAAGGAUUUGUUUCCUGUUUUAAUAUAUUUUGAUUAUUUAAUUAACGCUGAAAAUCUGUGCUGUGAAUCUCGGUUUGUUUAGCCAGGUAGCCCCUCCCGUGAGACCUUCUUCCCCCUGCGGCCGUUGUGUCCCGUGUUCUCCGUGUGGCGUGAUCCGCAGCCGGGUGAGAACUGCGUGUUUUCUAACAAGGCAUCUGGUCAACUGCCCCAAAGUACCUCCUUUCCUUCCUUGAAAGACACACACAGGCACGUGCUUCUUUCUCUGCCCACUUUUCUUCCCGAGGCAAGAAAAGUUGCAGGGUCUCAACCCACUUGAUGCCAGCUUCCUUGGUGCCUCUCGGUGCAUCUUCACUGCCUUUGCAAAAUCCCCAGAGCUGACAGAAAGGGCCGGAGUGAGCUGGGUAGGGCAGCAGAAAAUCCGCAAAGAGCUCGGACAGUGCCUGCUUGGUCAAUUGGGCGAAACCCUCUUCCAGGAGUCAGCCAACUUCAAAGAAUGGCAUGGGCAGGAAGCUUCUUGGGUUAUGGCAUUGAUAUUUCCUCUCCCAGAAGCUUUGAUUGCCCCGGGUGCCCAAAUCCUGCCUUUGGAACAACUUGCAUCCUCACUUGGAACCAUUUUUGGUAGCUCGUUUUGCCCACUGAGCAUCCUCAGAAGAUCCACGGCAAUGUUUUAUCAAGUUCCAUAGACAGCAGAGUGGACAUGAAAAGUUGAAGUCCAACUAGUUGGGUUGCAUGUCUGCCACUUGGGACUUUUCAGAAUUAGGGCCACUUGUAAUCGAUGACACGCAAACUUGCAAUUCUUCAUCUACUUAGGACAGUUGUGGGUAAAAGACUCCUAAAUCCACUGUACUAUGAUUUGGAGAAUGAGGGGCUGAGCAUCAGGGUUGCUCCGUUAGGGAAAAAUAAGAUGCUAUUAAAAUGCAGCCAGACAGGAGGGCAUCCAAUUGGCAAGAGGAUUGGGAUUAGCAUUGGCAUUGGCUAUAUGGAAGUGACAGAAUGGUUCCAAUGGGGAAAGGGGCUUCUUUUACAGAUCUAGAUCCAAGCCUACCAGCCUUUUGCGUUGCCAAAAGGCAGACCAACAAGGGGUGCCCCAAAGUGUCACCAAAUGAGGCAGAAGACUGAGCUCUUUUAUCCAACAGCCUUAAAUUAAGUAUUUUACACUCUUUUCCUGAUGUUUACAGCUGAAGAGCUGGUGCUGAUGUCACUGCAAAUUGGCUCAUUGGCACCGGGUAAAAAUAGUGCCAAAGAAAGGCUCAGAUUCAGGACAAACAGCUCAGAAGUAGAAGAGGAAGGCAAGAGGCAGUUGGGGAGAUGCCUUGUUCCCACUGCCCGUCAUUCUCUUCUCCGCCAUGUCAGCUCUGGGAUACUUUCUAAAGGAAGGGGGUGAAGUGGCUCAAGGUUAAAAUUAUGUCCCUUUUUGUCUCACGCUUGCAUACACUGCGUGCCAUGCCCUGGAAGUAGUACGAACCUCUGCAGACUCAGUGCACCUCCUCUGGCACAGCAUUAGAUGCAUUUUCUAAUAAACAUAUCCACAUCGCAACCUCCUUGUCCUGGGACUCUUUCACGCUGCUCUGCCAUAGCACUAUGAUUCCGCUUCAACUGCUACAGCUAUGUCCGAGGGAAUCCUGGGAUGUGUAGUUUGGGGAAACACUAGAGGAAGGCUCUGGCUGAUAAUUCCAAAGUACCCAAUCUGCCGAUCCCAGGUUUGGAUAAGACGGCAGCUGAAGUGGAACCAGAGCUCUCUAUAACGGCCCAGUGUGCAAAGGCCCCGGGCGAGUAGCCGUUGUCGAGAAGUGCAAAUGGGAAAUUGCUCCGUGCUGCUGGGCUUCUUACCCUUGUUAAGAGUUUUGUCUGCCGCGUGAGACAGGAUGAUGGGUUACAGAGUCCAGUUGUGGCCUACGGCAGCAGCGUGCUCUCUAAGGCGCAAAUUGCUUAGCAUUUGAUUCGGGAGGUGCACUUUUUCACGAUACUCUGGUGAAAUGAUUGCCACGGGUUUAGUCCUUAGAAUCCUAGAAUUGGAAGAGGUUCCAAGGGCCAUGUAGUCCAACCUCUUGCCAUGCAGGAACACCCAACUCACUCCCGACAGAUGGCCAUCUAACCUCCACAAGAUGGAGUAUAUUUAAUAGGGCUUGCUUCAGAAGGAAAGUUGUGGCCCAGAAAACUCACAACAACCCAAUCCUAGAAUUGGAAGAGGUUCCAAGGGCCAUCUAGUCCAACCUCUUCACAUGCAGGAACCACCCAACACACUCCCGACAGAUGGCCAUCUAACCUCCAAAAGAUGGAGUAUAUUUAAUAGGGAGGAACGUUGUGGCCCAGAAAACUCACAACAACCCAAUCCUAGAAUUGGAAGAGGUUCCAAGGGACAUCUAGUCCAACCUCUUGCCAGGCAGGAACCACCCAACACACUCCCGACAGAUGGCCAUCUAACCUCCACAAGAUGGAGUAUAUUUAAUAGGGAGGAACGUUGUGGCCCAGAAAACUCACAACAACCCAAUCCUAGAAUUGGAAGAGGUUCCAAGGGACAUCUAGUCCAACCUCUUGCCAGGCAGGAACCACCCAACACACUCCCGACAGAUGGCCAUCUAACCUCCACAAGAUGGAAUAUAUUUAAUAGGGAGGAACGUUGUGGCCCAAAAAACUCACAACAACCCAAAGUUGUGGCUGUUACAGACAGUACUUUCUCUGAGCCUUCUUAAUGCUUUUUAGAACAAAACAUCCCUUGAUGGGAAGGGGGUGCAGAGAAAGAAAAGGGCUGUGAAUGGGUCACAUCUCUCUUUUUCAAAGAUCUGGAUCCCCCCUAAAAAAAACCCUUAAAACUCCCAAUGAGCCCCUGAAAUUCUGGCCUUUAAACAAGGAUCAGCAGCUGGACCUGAUCUGAGCAAGAAUCCAGGGAAGGCACUCAUUUUUUUCCACUUUCCAACCUGCUUUCCUUUUUCUUCCCCUCCUUCUGCCCAUAUCCACUCCCCCCUGAUGCUCAGACCGUGCUAACUGUGUGUACAUAUAUAUUAUAAAUAUAUGUAUAUUAAAUAUAAUAUUGACUGUUUAGUGUUAACUUAUUCUUGUUUUUUUUGUUGUCAAAUGGACCAAAAAAAAGGCAAACAGGAACUCUAAUGAGAGUAUUUCUGACUAAAACACAUUUUUUGAUUCAAGACGUAUUUAAGUAAGGAAGGAAUGUGUUUCAGCACAUGCCAGAAAGUGGCCAAGGAAUGAGGAUUGUUAAACUGACUUAGAGAGGCUAUCUCCUCCCAUCUGUGGCCACUCCGUUAAAUGACCAAGGAAUCUGGGAAAACCAGGGAAAUGGCAAUGUCUUCUCUGUGAAGUCUAAAUUAUAUUUUAAGUGGUUUCAGAAGAAAGCGAUUUGAAAUUUGUGGGAAAUCAUACUAUUCCCCACUUGGGAAAACUCAAUGGAAAACUGUGCAGUUGUCGAAGGCUUUCGUGGCCGGGAUCACAGGGUUGUUGUAUGUUUUCCGGGCUGUCUGGCCAUGUUCUAGAAGUAUUCUCUCCUGACGUUUCGCCCACAUCUAUGGCAGGCAUCCGCAGAGGUUGUGAGGUAUGGAGUAAAUAAGAAGCAACACUCUGAAAACAGAGGAUUUCCAGACAUGGGAACCAGGGGCAGCUAACGACUCUGAACAAAAGAUGCCCCAGGCAGAAAGAGGAGAUGAAGCUUUUCAGUGCUAAUCAAGGUGAUUAACUACAACAUUCACACUGGCUUCCUACUGACAAAGAGUUCUUCUCUCAACCUGGACUUUCCACAGAUAUAUAUAAACCUUCCUUGCUUAGUUUCUCCAUAUACCUCACAACCUCUAAGAAUGCCUGCUAUAGAUGUGGGCGAAACGUCAGGAGAGAAUGCUUCUGGAACAUGGCCAGACAGCCCGGAAAACAUACAACAACCCUGUCCCCACCAAGCAGCUCUUAAAUGUGGAUAUUAUCCUUUAGAUAAUAUGCCCAAACUCGGCAUAUUAGAAAUCUCUUGGACUGACCCGCAUCCCGCCCUAAGGGGGAUUGAUCCCUAUCGCCUCCUUAAAGUUCUGAGUUUGCCAUGUGCGUGGGUUGUUUUUUUAUUACUAUUAAUGUUUCUUUAAUCCUAUCUUGUCCCAGCUGGGAACUAUUUUGUGUUCGGUGGGGAUUUUCUUUCGUAAACAAUGGAACCUAGCUCCUGCUUUGCUUACAUUCCUCUCCCCAUAUGCUCCCAACUCCCCCUUUUUACUCCAGAGUAUGAAGUCAUUGUGCUAAUAACGGAAAUAAAAGUCGAAGGUAUUGUGUA